UUACGUAUUAAUACCUUCGGAACAGUCGAAAUUAGUGGAAAAGUGUACUUAAAUGGGUGCAGGGUGAAACUCCAGCAGUAGGCUUUAAAAGAUCUCAAAAAAAAAAAAAAUAACAACUAAAUUUAAAAUAACAGCAAAUAUGUGAACAAAUAGUUUAGCAAUAGACAAAGUGCAUUUAAAAAAGUGGGACUCAUAGAAAGCAACCUCCAACUAUUAAAUAUAAUUAUAAUCCUUACACAUUUCAGCAUCUUUUCAUUGAGCGACGAAUAUGGCCAAAAAGAUCCCAUUCAAUGUUGUUUUCGCCUCCGAUGAAGAUCCCGCCUUUCCUGCUAGCGAACUCAACACACAUGGUCCGACUGUGCAUGGUUGGCGUAGUGCUCCCGGUAACACCAUCACACCACACGAUAUCGUACUGCGUUUCCACCGACCAGCGAAGAUAUGUCGAAUACAAAUAUUAGCGCAUCAGUUCCAUAUUCCUGAGAAAGUUGAGCUAUGGCUGCACUACUCGCCGAAGGGCAUACCGAGCACACCAUCCUCACAGUGCUUCGAUUUCCUCGGCUUUGUCGCACUCUCCGACAACGCGGCCACCAAUUACAAGUCACGUGAACUGCAAAGCGUGUCGGUGAAUCCGCGACGCGGUACACAUCUGAAGUUACGCCUCAGCGGCGCACAUCGCAACGACUACAAUCCGGACGAACAAGUUGCCCUGAUUGCGGUCAACGUUUUGGGCGAAGAGUUGAAUAGGAAUGUUACCGUCGCAGCAGCAGAAAGUGCUGCGCAAGUAGAGAACGCCGGCGGCAAUGGCAACGGCGCUGCUGCUGUGAGCAAUGAGCAAAGCAAUACCGAUGUAGUCGCUCCGACUGGGUCUGCUGCUGAGCCAGCUUUGAUUUCCAUAUGCGAUGAUUUGCUUUUUUCCAUGUAUGUCGAGGAGUCCAUUGCGGAGAUUAUACGCGAAAUGGAGGAGAAGAAAUUGCAGGCGGUCGGCGCAGAACGUUUUGAGUAUGCGCGCAAGUUGAAAUUAUGUAUGACAGCGUUGCGCACGGCCGGUGAGCGUUUGGGCCGUUACGCGCUGGCUAAACGUCAGGCGGUGCAACAGGAGGAUUUCACUACCGCUAAGCUGCGGAAAGAGCAAAUAGAAAUGUAUAAGUCGGUGGUGUUAAAACACCUGUUGGUCAAUGAUUUACUGGAAGCGAACGGCUUAAAUGCUUCUAAUGAUUUAGCCAGCGAAGUGUAUGCCAGCAAACCGAUAUUGCCACCUGCGCCGAGUCUGCAAGACGUCGCACAAGCGCUAGCCGAAGCGCACUACCAAACAAGCACAAUGAGCCCGAAGAGCGUACAAGACGAUCGUUCCUCCCUGGAUGGUUGUAGUUCGAGCGGCGGCGGUGGUUGUAGUGGUACUACCAAUUCCGCAUCAGCUGGUAUAGCACAAACUCAUGCAAAUGAUACUCUCUCACUUUCAUCAAAUGCGAAUCUGCGGAAGUCACACGACGACAUACCCGUCUCGCCCAAGUUGGGGAAAGGACGUAGUCCCAGUCGGCAUAGUUCGCCCAUGUCCAGUCGUCAAGGUUCAUUGCGCCGUAGAAACAAAAGUGCGCCUCGAAAUUCCUAUGAAGAUUAUGAAGAGCGCGCUGUUCCGGCGUUGAGACAUUCAAAUACUAAUGAAUUUUUAAGGGAAUGUCAAGGUACUGCUCUACUGGAGGCCGAUCCCAAUCGCGGACGUUCGCGCUUAAACGAUCGCGAACGUCGUCAGGCUGCACUGCCGAUACUCGUGUUCGGCAAUGAUAUGGUUGAACAAUUCUAUUCGCGUCAAUUUCAGGAUCGCGAGGAUGGUUUGAUUAGUUUGCGUAACUUUCUAAAGGGCGUGGAUGCCGAACAGUCGAAUACACAUGCAAACAAUUCGGGCAGCGAGAGUACGGCCGGUCCUAACAAGGUGGCGCGCAGUGCUGCGCUUCUACUCCACCGCGCCGUACGCGACGCUGUCUACUCGGUGUUCAGUCAAGCCACCGAAACUGUACGCGUGCUCUUUCUUGAAUAUGUGCCUAGACGUGUGUCACAAAGUGAAGUGGCACGUUGCGUCGACCGUUUGCUGCCCGAACUCUUAGCCAAGUCUGGUGAUCCAUCAGCGCGUAUCCACACUUUGGCCCAACACACCAUACUUAGUAUUGCCGCUUGUCCAGAGGUAAUCGAGCAGCAUCUGGUGGCGCCAGCGCUUUCACGUAGCGUUAGUUCGGGCACACAUCCACGGUUGGCGCUUAGUCGCAUGCAAAUGCUGGAGCAAUUGGUACUCAGUCAAGGCAUCGGCACCGAUAAGCAUAGCGGUUUAACCUGUCGUGCACUUUCCGAGUGCGGUUGCUCGGGUAUACAUCAUCCCGCUGAGCCGGUGCGUAAGGUGGCCGAACGUAUUUUAUUGCUGGUAUAUAAAGUGAAUCCACGUCUAGUGCGUAAGCAGCUACCACCGGACGAUGACAUAACCAGACGCAAUCUGCUCUAUCGUCAAUUGUUCACCGAAUUUGAUAAGUUGGAUUUGGAGCGUAAGAAAGAAAUGCUAGAAGCAAAUAAAUACUCCGCACACAAUAACAGUGAUCCAAUAACACCACCACCAAACCGUGGACGCAAUGAUUUGGAGCACUUGCAGCAAGCCACGGGCAGCGCUGGCGGUAGUAGCUGCGGUGGUGGUCCUGGUAGUGGUAGCGACAGCCGUAGCAGUCCUUAUGGUUAUAUGUAUAGCACAAAAUCACCGGAUCUGCAGUCCAGUCCGAUGCGUCGCUCUGAGACGCGCAUACUGAAAAGUAAAAGCGGUCAUGCGCUGGGCGGCACGAAUGGUUACGCGAGUGGUAGCAGUGGCGGAGGUAACGGAGUAAGUAGUGGCAGUACCGGCGGUCUGAUAGGCACAUUUUCUAACUGCAAUGGCAAGCAGCAAUACAAUGAGCAACUAAAGCGUUCGAUGAUAUCUGCUAGCAACUCUAGAAAAGGAUCAAAUUCGAACUCGAAUUCGGAAUCAUUGGAAGACCCACCCGAUUUGAUCCACUGCCCGUUUUGCGAUUGGUGCUGUAGUAGCAGCGAUCAGUCUCAAUUGGAUCGACACUACUGGAAGUCCUGUCCUUUCCUAACCAAGUGCCCUCAAUGCAGCCAAGUACUGGAAGUGGCGGCCUUAAAUUAUCAUCUCACAAAGGAAUGCGAGGCCAAGGAUAGCUAUGUGAUGUGUGACCGCUGCACCGAGUCGGUGCACAAACAGUUGUAUGACUUGCAUCAAAUGGAAGACUAUUGCCGCGAAUUGAAGACAGGUGCUGCGCGUUGUCCACUGUGCCACGAUGAUGUACAUCUGCCACUGGAUGGUGGCUGGAAGUUACACUUACUUAGCUCUACAGGUUGUCCCGGCAACACUAGACGCCGUGCAAAAAAAUCAAACUAACUUUAAUGUUUAGCGAAUUUUAGUAAUAACAAACACAUACAUACUAUGUAGAUUACAUGAAGUUUAGAAAGCGAAUUAUUAACUACUCUUUACUGGAAGAGUUGUAGUGCUGACUGCACAAUUAAACACACACAAAAACAAAAACAAUUUCAAAAGGGUAGGCAACAAAAAAAAAAAAAAUUAACAAAGGAUAAUUUCGAAAUUUCGCUUUCAAAGGGAUGUACUGAAAGCCUUCAUUCAUCGGAUUUAAUAAUCGUUAAAUGAAUUUUGUUAUAACUACGCGAAAUAAGUGUUUAUACCCAUACAGGCGCAACUGAGAACGUGUACAUAAAUAUAUACGUAAACUUAUAUUAGGGAUUUGUGCAAAGUAUGUUAAAAAUAAUUCUCGAAAGCGUAAAAGACGUUUUUAAAACAACUAAAAAGUUAAUUAUAACCGCUUUAGUAAGAAUGCAUAUACAUACAUAUUCUAUUUGUACAAUUUGCAGUUACUUAAUGCGUUUUAUAAUCGAAU
Molecule: messenger RNA, 3923 nt
Organism: Bactrocera latifrons
Lineage: Eukaryota; Metazoa; Arthropoda; Insecta; Diptera; Tephritidae
Product: centrosomal protein of 104 kDa
Exons: 8
Coding region: 269-3412 (1047 amino acids)
Cellular component (GO): cilium
Source: RefSeq, a predicted model, not a curated record